AUGAAAUGUAUUUGGUGUGAAAAAGCUAAAAAAUGCAUAGAGAGUAAUGAUCAGGAUACUCAUGAAUUGAAUGUUAAUGGUUGCCGUAUUGAGAAGACACCGGAUGUUAACGAUCAGACUACAUCAACACCCAUCAUUCUCACUGAAAAGACAUCGAUGAUCACUGAAAUCCAAGUUAAACAAAACUUGAAGGCGAAUACCAAAGAAACGGAUCAACAUCUGAAUAUCACUACUGGUCUAACCAUAGAGAAUACACAAUGCACAUCGUUUCAGUACACAUAUGUUGUGGUUCCUUUGGUCGUAUCAUUUUUCUUUUUUUGUAUCAGUAUUGUGAUUUCUGGAUGGUUGUAUAAAAAGAUGAAAAGUAGAAAAUGA
Molecule: messenger RNA, 375 nt
Organism: Schistosoma haematobium
Lineage: Eukaryota; Metazoa; Platyhelminthes; Trematoda; Strigeidida; Schistosomatidae
Exons: 3
Coding region: 1-375 (124 amino acids)
Source: RefSeq, a predicted model, not a curated record